AUGAAUCAAGCUACCACAGCAGCAAUAUGGUACCAGGGGAUGUUGUCAAUCUACUUUUUAUUGACGACUCGAUAUGGUAUGAAAAAUGCUACAAUCGCCAAGCGCAUUGAACCAUUGAUGCAUAUUGUGGCACUUGGAUAUCCAAUUGGCACUGCCAUCGUUGGCGCUGGCAUGGGCAUCUAUGGGGAGAGAGCUGGGGCAGCAUCGUGUUAUGUACGCAGCUACGAUAAAUCGAGUGCAUCCGAUCAAGACGAAAAGAGCACAACUGAUGCAGUGAUGUAUAUGUUCUUUGCGAUACCUGUAUUGACCGUGUUCAUUUGCCUGGUAUUCAACAACAUUUCCAUUUAUUUGUUCGUGAGACACUAUACUCGAAAGUGUUCAUCUAAAGAAGGAAAGGAUCCCGCUCCAGCCAAUACCAAUGUAUCAUUUGGCUGGAGCGAACGAAGCGCGUUACCGAUGCAGUCAUCUCAAGGGUCUUCCAGGAACGCAAGUACCACAAAUCAACCAACCACCCGCCAACACCGCAGGAACAAUGACAAGAGGUCAACGAGGAAGUUAGCAAGUCAGUCGCAACGACUGCAGCUGGUUUGUUCCCAGGCAUUUCUCUUUGUGUUGGCCUUCGUGUUGUGUCAUACUUGGAAUGUGGCGAUGGAAAUUUUGCAGGGAAGCGUUCAGAACCGGGCAGAUGAAACGGAGAUGAUGAUGAAGUACUAUCCUCUAGCAGUGGUGCAAGCAACCCUACUCCCGCUGCAGGGCCUCUUCAACAUGAUCAUAUUUUUGCGUCCCAAAUACUUGAUGCUGCGACUUGAGUUCCCCAUUGAAGGGAGACUGUGGACAGCACAACGAAUAUUUCUUGGCAAUCAACUUCGACCCGCUGGUGCCAGUGGUAGAAGGGUCGGUCGUGCUCCUGUUGAUAAUGUUGUCAAUCGACGGUGUGAAGCCGAAUCAGAUACAGAUGCAGCUACUGGGGACAUGGAGGGUUCCGGAUUAGCUCCAUCACGCCUUCCACGCAACAUGAUAUCGUCUUUGACAGCAAGUGGUGGAGAUUUCGAUGGUUCUGCGGCGGAUGGACUACAAGGAGAAGAGCUGCAGAAAAAUGCGCGAACGCAAGGUUUAGGGAGCCAGGGUGCACCCACUGGCCUUGCUUCCGGUCACAAUCGAUUACCAUCGUUGGGAGCCAUCAGUGAGCUGUCAGAAUCUGUGUUUGAUUUGACUCCUUACCAGGCCAAUGGAUCCCACCUUUUUACGAGUUCUGUGACAUUGCCGAUUCUCACAGAACCCUCCGAGAGUCGUUGGAAAGGUGCAGGAACAACUGCUGCAUCUUGUCUGCAAAGCAGAGGAAGCGACUUAGGUGACACAGAAAAAUCCCACAGGACAGAUUCGAGUUUGAAAAUUCCAAGGCGCAAGCCCGAAAUAUCUGAUCUACCAAUCCAGGCACCAAGGCGACCAUCGGAUAUAUGCAAUGUUUCAGAUUCCCCUAUUCGCAUUCCAAAACGUACAUUUGAUGCACCAAUCGAUUCUCCAACAGGGAGUUGCAGUAGCAGUACUUCGGAUCUUUCACCAGUGAUCAAUUCGAAGAGGGUAACAAUGCCGCAUAUUGGAUCAGCAAGGGGAAAGCUACCAUUUGAUAUGCCUCUGGCUCCACCAGAACGGUUCUUGAGUCUUCCGCCUUCCGAUAUCGAGGACUAG
Molecule: messenger RNA, 1689 nt
Organism: Cylindrotheca closterium
Lineage: Eukaryota; Bacillariophyta; Bacillariophyceae; Bacillariales; Bacillariaceae
Source: the annotation of a GenBank genome assembly